Arachis stenosperma is the source of this 1476-nucleotide messenger RNA. RefSeq lists its product as uncharacterized. Gene Ontology annotation, molecular function: protein dimerization activity. The transcript has 3 exons. The record is from RefSeq and is a predicted model, not a curated record. The coding region runs from base 1 to 1476 and encodes 491 amino acids. NCBI's taxonomy places the organism in Eukaryota, Viridiplantae, Streptophyta, Magnoliopsida, Fabales, Fabaceae.
AUGUCAUUUGUUAAGUCUGUUGAUGCUUCUGAUAUGAUAAAAACUGCCGAUACCUUGUUUAAAUUGUUUGCUGAGGUUAUUGAGUGGGUUGGGUCUAGUAACAUUGUGCAUGUGGUUACUAAUAAUGUUGCAAAUUAUGUAUCUGUUGGAAAACUCAUUCAUGAAAAGUAUCCAAACAUUUUUUGGUCUCCUUGUGCUGCUCAUUGCAUCAAUCUUAUCUUGAAAGACAUAGCAAGUCUUCCUCACAUAGCUGACAUUGCCUCUCGUGCUUCAAAAAUGACUGUGUUUUUUUACAAUCAUAUGAUUUUCUUGUCAUGGCUUAGAAAAAGAAAAGAGUGGAAAGAAAUUGUUCGACCAGGAGUAACACGUUUUGCUACUGUUUUCAUUACUUUGAAAAGUAUAUAUGAUCAUAAAGAAGACUUGCAAUCAUUGGUGAUUGACAAAUAUUUCACUUCUCAUAAAUUAUCCAAGAGUGUCAAUGGGAAGAUGGUUAGUUCAAUUAUCUUGGAUAGUAAGUUUUGGGAGGAUUGUUUUACUACUGUUAUGCUUGUUGGUCCUCUAAUUAAGUUAUUGAGACUUGUUGAUGCUGAUGAGAAACCUUCUCUGGGUAUCGUGUAUGCGGGCAUGCAAAGAGCCAAAAUUAAUAUCAAGACAAUGUUUAGAAAUAGGAAAUCUGCAUACACACCUUAUACAAGUAUCUUGAAAAUGCGGUGGGAUAAGCAUUUGAAGCGUGACCUCCAUGCAGCAGCAUACUUUUUGAAUCCAGAUUACUUCUAUAGUAAGGGGUUUGUUGAGAAGGCAAAUAUCUUGAGGUCUUUACUUGAUUUAUUUGAUAUUGAAACUCUUUGCGAUGACUCGGUUGCCGCAAUGCAAGAGAUACAGUUGUAUCGAGAUCGAAAAGAAAGUUUUGGAAGGGAAAGUGCAUUGAAAGCAAUUAAGAGACUUGAACCUGGUGAAUGGUGGAGGCUACACAGUGGGAGUGCUCCUAACUUGCAAAAAAUGGCAAUUCGUCUUCUUCAUCAAACAUCUUCAUCAUCCGGCUGCGAGAGGAACUGGAGCCUCUUUGAACAAAUCCAUUCAAAGAGGAGGAACCAAUUAGAGCAUCAAAGGCUAAAUGACAUUGUUUAUGUCACUUAUAAUCUACACCUUCAAUCUAGAAUGCAUCACAAGAUGAAGAAUUAUGAUCCAAUUGACAUUCAAAGCAUUGACACAGUAGAUUUUUGGAUAAUGCCAGAUGAAGAUGAUCCUGAAUUUACUAAUGGAGACAUCGAAGACAUUGAAAAUUUAAUUUAUACGGAUAAUGCUAUGCCUUCAUAUCCUACAGAUGGAGGAGAUAUGGAACUUGAUGUGAAUUUUCCUAAUGUUGCUGAUUCUUCAAAUACAGCUUCUUUUGGUGAUACUUCUGAUGAUGGUGGCUUUGGAUUACCUGUUUAUGAUGGAGAUGUUGGAACAUUUAAUGAUAAUUAUGAUUUUUAA